This is a messenger RNA of Mesocricetus auratus (golden hamster), 2646 nucleotides long. It is a transcript of the gene Gtpbp4, whose product is annotated as GTP binding protein 4. Gene Ontology annotation, cellular component: nucleolus. The record is from RefSeq and is a predicted model, not a curated record. Lineage: Eukaryota; Metazoa; Chordata; Mammalia; Rodentia; Cricetidae. Gene Ontology annotation, molecular function: GTP binding; RNA binding; GTPase activity. The transcript is spliced from 17 exons. Bases 109 to 2013 code for a protein of 634 amino acids. Gene Ontology annotation, biological process: ribosomal large subunit biogenesis.
CCGGCGGCUGAAGUUCUGUCACUCGAUAGACGGAAGUCCCGCCCACCGCCGACAACGGAAGUCCGGUUCGCCGUCUCUCCAGGUUUCCUCGUGUCUUCCACCGCCGGCAUGGCGCACUACAACUUCAAGAAGAUUACGGUGGUGCCGUCUGCCAAGGAUUUUAUUGACCUGACAUUAUCCAAGACUCAACGAAAGACUCCAACGGUUAUUCAUAAACAUUAUCAAAUUCACCGAAUUCGACAUUUUUAUAUGAGAAAAGUCAAAUUUACUCAACAGAAUUACCAUGACAGACUAUCACAGAUUUUGACAGAUUUUCCCAAGUUGGAUGACAUCCAUCCAUUUUACGCUGACUUGAUGAACAUUCUCUAUGACAAAGAUCAUUACAAGUUGGCUCUAGGCCAAAUAAAUAUUGCCAAAAAUUUGGUGGACAAUGUUGCUAAAGAUUAUGUGCGGCUUAUGAAAUACGGUGAUUCUCUGUACCGCUGCAAGCAACUGAAGCGUGCUGCCCUUGGGCGCAUGUGUACUAUUAUCAAGAGACAGAGACAGAGUUUGGAGUAUUUGGAACAAGUACGUCAACAUUUAUCCCGCUUGCCAACAAUUGAUCCAAAUACAAGGACUCUACUUUUGUGUGGGUAUCCAAAUGUUGGGAAAUCCAGCUUCAUCAAUAAGGUGACAAGAGCAGAUGUGGAUGUUCAGCCCUAUGCAUUUACCACCAAAUCUCUGUUUGUUGGGCACAUGGACUAUAAGUACCUGCGCUGGCAGGUUGUAGAUACCCCAGGGAUUUUGGAUCAUCCUUUGGAAGAUCGGAACACCAUUGAAAUGCAGGCUAUCACAGCCCUGGCCCACCUCCGAGCUGCAGUUCUGUAUGUGAUGGAUUUGUCUGAGCAGUGUGGACAUGGGUUGAAAGAGCAACUCGAACUCUUCCAGAAUAUCAGACCUCUGUUCAUCAACAAGCCUCUUAUUGUUGUAGCUAACAAGUGUGAUGUGAAGAGAAUAACUGAGCUUUCUGAAGAAGAUCAGAAAAUAUUUAUAGACUUGCAGGCUGAAGGAUUCCCUGUCAUCGAGACCAGCACCCUGACUGAGGAAGGUGUCAUUCAGGUUAAAACAGAGGCUUGUGAUAGGCUUUUGGCUCAUCGAGUGGAAAUGAAAAUGAAAGGAAAUAAAGUGAAUGAGGUUCUGAACAGAUUGCAUUUAGCUGUGCCAAACAAGAGAGAUGAUAAGGAGAGACCCCCUUUCAUCCCAGAAGGAGUGGUAGCUCGAAGGAAAAGAAUGGAGAUUGCAGAGCCCAGGAAGAAGAGGGAACGAGAUCUUGAGCUGGAAAUGGGAGAUGAUUAUAUUUUGGAUCUUCAAAAAUACUGGGACUUAAUGAAUUCAUCCGAGAAAUAUGAUAAGAUACCAGAGAUCUGGGAAGGCCAUAACGUUGCUGAUUAUAUCGAUCCUGCUAUCAUGAAGAAACUGGAAGAAUUAGAAAAGGAAGAAGAGCUAAGAACAGCUGCUGGGGAGUAUGACAGUGACUCUGAAAGUGAAGAUGAGGAAAUGAUGGAAAUCCGACAGCUGGCAAAACAAAUUAGAGAAAAAAAGAAGUUGAAAAUUCUGCAGUCCAAGGAAAAGAAUACACAGGGACCCAGGAUGCCCCGAACUGCUAAGAAGGUUCAGCGGGCAGACUUGGAGAAUGAGAUGCGUAGUCUUGGUGUUGACAUGGAUGAUAAAGACAAUGCCCACUAUGCAGUCCAGGCAAGAAGAUCUCGGAGCGUCACUAGGAAAAGAAAACGAGAAGAAUCUGUGCCACCCUCUUCUAUAGCCCGGAGUCGUAGUUGCUCUCGAACUCCACGUGAUGUUUCUGGUCUUCGGGAUGUCAAGAUGGUGAAGAAAGCCAAGACGAUGAUGAAGAAAGCCCAGAAGAAGAUGAAUCGCUUGGGGAAGAAAGGGGAAGCUGAUAGGCAUGUGUUUGACAUGAAGCCCAAACACUUACUCUCUGGGAAGAGGAAAGCUGGUAAAAAGGACAGGAGAUAGUGUCCUCUUCAGUUGAUGUGCUUUGAUUGGACUUACUGUUUAUUUCUGUUAAAGAAACAAUGGGAAUGACUUAAAAAUACUUGUUGCUUUGCUGAAAACUGAUAAACCUGAUUGGAUGUGCAGUCUUGUGCUCACUGCAUAAUACAAAUGAUUGCUUCACAUUUGCAGGACUAAUUUUGUGGGAAAGUUUUAUUAGUAGCUGGGCAGUGGUGGUACAUGUCUUUAAUCCCAGCACUUGGGGGGCAGGGGCAGGUGGAUCUCUGAGUGCGGAAACCAGUCCGGUCUACGGAGCAAGUUCUAGGACAGCCCCCUCUACACAUAGAAACCCUUUUUCUAAAAGCCAAAAAAAAAAAAAAGUAAAGAUUUAUUAGUAUAAGUAGGCUGCUUUUGGUGGAGAAAAAUUUUAUUUUGUAGUGGAACUUGACUUUGUUAUCCAAAGUGCCUAUUUUUUUGUGAAGAAAGCAUCCCCAUUGGGGGAUGGGGGUGUAGCCUUUCUGAGGGCCUGGACACAGGCACUUUUAGGAGUGUGUCAGAACUUAAAUUACUCUCUUAAAUUAUUUUCUAGACCUUCAGUACAAUGUAUCAUUGUAACUUCAACCAAUUUAUCCAAAAUAAACCUCCAGCAAAAAUGCA